Messenger RNA from Neocloeon triangulifer, 933 nucleotides. It is a transcript of the gene RpS6, whose product is annotated as small ribosomal subunit protein eS6. Lineage: Eukaryota; Metazoa; Arthropoda; Insecta; Ephemeroptera; Baetidae. The transcript is spliced from 5 exons. Bases 135 to 887 code for a protein of 250 amino acids. The record is from RefSeq and is a predicted model, not a curated record. Gene Ontology annotation, molecular function: structural constituent of ribosome. Gene Ontology annotation, cellular component: ribosome. Gene Ontology annotation, biological process: translation.
UUGAACUACGCGCUUGGGAGAGUUGGGAGUGGGAGAGCGACUGCAGCGCCGCGAUGCGUUCGACUUUUUAGUUGACGUGCAGCCUCUUUCUAAUUUUCAAUGUGGCACGCGUAGGUCAUUUUUAGCGGCACAUCAUGAAGUUGAACGUGUCGUACCCGGCCACGGGUUGCCAAAAGCUUUUCGAAAUCGUUGAUGAGCAUAAACUUCGAGUUUUCUAUGAAAAGCGUAUGGGUGCCGAAGUCGAAGCCGACUCGCUCGGCGACGACUGGAAAGGCUACGUCGUACGUGUUGCCGGCGGCAACGACAAGCAAGGGUUUCCUAUGAAGCAGGGUGUCCUUACUAACAGUCGUGUUCGUCUGCUCCUGUCCAAGGGCCACUCGUGCUACCGACCAAGGAGGACGGGUGAGAGGAAACGCAAGUCUGUGCGUGGUUGCAUUGUUGACGGAAACCUCAGUGUCCUUGCCCUCGUCAUUGUCAAGAAGGGAGACAAUGAAAUCCCAGGGCUGACCGACGGCUCUGUUCCACGCAGACUGGGCCCCAAGAGGGCGUCAAAGAUCCGCAAGUUGUUCAACCUUACCAAGGAAGACGACGUAAGGCAGUACGUGAUCAAGAGAGCCCUUCCCCUUAAGGAGGGAAAGACCAAGCAGCGCUUCAAGGCCCCUAAGAUCCAACGCCUCAUCACUCCAGUCACCAUCCAACGCAAGAGGCAUCGCGCAGCGCUCAAGAAGAAGCGCGCCCUCAAGGCCAAGGACCAGGCGACUGAGUAUGCCAAGCUGUUGGCUGUUCGUCAGAAGGAGGCUAAGGAUCGUCGGCUCUCUGAGAAGAGGAGGAGAUCGGCAUCCAUGCGCGACUCUAAAUCUUCAUCACAGAGCGCGCCCACCAAGUAAUUCCAUCUGUCUCCUCUUUACCUUCUAAUAAAGUGAGUUGCUACAA